GGCGCGGAGGUGACGCUGCAGCUGCUCUUCCUGGACGGCGAGGAGGCCUUCGAGGAGUGGAGCGCCACCGACUCGCUCUACGGCGCCCGGCACCUGGCGGCACGCAUGGCCGCCACCCGCCACGGCCCCCACGGCACCCAGAUCACCGCCAUGAGCCUGCUGGUGCUGCUGGACCUGCUGGGCACCCAGCACCCCGCCAUCCACAGCCACUUCCCCCGCACCCACCACUGGUUCCUGCGCCUCGUCGCCAUCGAGAAACGACUGCGGAGCCUGGGGCUGCUGCACGCCUCCCCCCAGGAUCAGCCUUUUUUCCGGCUCAGUCCAGCCCCGGGGCCCGUCGAGGACGACCACGUCCCCUUCCUGCAACGUGGCGUCCCCGUGCUGCAUCUCAUCCCCAUGCCCUUCCCCUGGGUCUGGCACACCACCGAGGACAACGAGGACAACCUCCACCUGCCCACCGUGGAGGACCUCUGCAAGAUCCUCGCCGCCUUCGUGGCCGAGUUCCUGCAGCUCUGAGCCACCCGGACACCCCGACACCCUCCGGCCUGAGCCCCCCCGGGGCGUCGGGGCAGCCCCUGGCUGCGCUGGGAGCCCCCACUAAUAAAAUCCUCGGUGCCUGG
Cygnus atratus (black swan) is the source of this 620-nucleotide messenger RNA. Its product is annotated as glutaminyl-peptide cyclotransferase-like protein. Gene Ontology annotation, molecular function: glutaminyl-peptide cyclotransferase activity; zinc ion binding. Lineage: Eukaryota; Metazoa; Chordata; Aves; Anseriformes; Anatidae. The record is from RefSeq and is a predicted model, not a curated record.